This is a messenger RNA of Penicillium waksmanii, 750 nucleotides long. RefSeq lists its product as uncharacterized. The record is from RefSeq and is a predicted model, not a curated record. Lineage: Eukaryota; Fungi; Ascomycota; Eurotiomycetes; Eurotiales; Aspergillaceae. The transcript is spliced from 2 exons. Bases 1 to 750 code for a protein of 249 amino acids.
AUGAAGCUCUCCGCUUGGAUACUAGCUCUAUGCUUGAAAACGGUUAUUGCCAAGCACACCUGCUAUAGUCCAGACGGUAAUGAGGUGACAGAGGACACCUACGUCCCUUGCAUUGCCAUUGAUGGCGUGGACUCUAUGUGUUGCAAGAUGAACCAUACAAAUCCGGAUAUAUGCGAUCCAAAUGGAUUAUGUUAUUCGACAAAGAAUAUCUACUGGAGAGAAUACUGCACAGAUCCGACGUGGGAUAGUCCAAACUGUCUUCCCAAAACCACUUGUGCUGAUGGGACAGGCGGACAAUCGAAUCGGACGGCUAUGAUGACACGCUGCCCCAAUGGCUCAGGACGAUCGUUUUGCUGCGGUAAAAGCACGGAUUGUUGUGGGAACGACAAUGAGAUCGUCCUCGAUUCCACGCUAGUCUCAAUUGGUCCAUCAAACUCAUCCGAAUCAACAACCAGUGAUACUCAAAAUGGUGAUGGCGGGUCAUCGUCGAAGGUUGCGAUCGGAGUUGGGGUUGGGGUCCCUCUGGGUAUCCUGGCGAUUUCGAUGCUCGGAUUCGGGUUCUGGUGGGGGAAGAAAAAGGCGCGCGCCGAGUCGAAAGCAAUGAUGGAACAAUUCCAGAAUCAAAUGAGGGAUCUUGGAUAUGGAGAGCCUAAGCAACUAUCUUCGAAGCCGAUACAUGAAGCUGAUGAAGGUGUCAUCAGCCCUGCUGAGCUGCAGAAUGGCGACGAAGAGAACAGAGCGAGAAGCUAA